UCCUGAGCGCCGUCAGCCUUUCGGCCCCUGCCACUGCAGCUCCUCUACAAUUCCACCAUUAGCGAUCCUAGACGGGCGCUACACGUACAAAUAUGGAUUCUUAUACCACUCGGGAAGACUCCAGGCCUCCCGUCGACUCAUACCGGCGCCGGUCUCCAGUCGUCGAAGGCUCCGGCGACCGACGGGCUAGGCAGAACCGCGGACGUUCUCGAUCGCCUCAGAACAUUGACCGUUACCAGCCGGACCGCUCUCGAGACUACGAUUACCGAGCCCGCGAUGGGCCCCGCCGUCGAUCGUCCCCGCCGCCUAUCCAGGCCGGUAUCGACCGGUACGUGCCUGGUCAGGACAAUUUUGCCCCGACAUUCACAACUAAUCCGAUACCGAACCCCAUGUCGCUAGAAUACCAGGUCGGCUUCAACUACUUUGCUGAGUGGUGGCGCGUUGAACAGGUCAUAAAGGAAGAGAAGGAACGCGCUAAGAAUGGCGGUAGGAAGCCUGUCCUCAAGGGUGAGCGGGAAGCUCGAGAGGAGCGAGGGAAAGAGCGUGAGUUGAUUCAGGCCGCAUACGACGAAUACAAGGAGAAGCUCCAGGUGCAGAUGGCCAAGACUUUUGUCGAUAAGCACAAGGGAGAGGAGUGGUUCAAAGAGCGGUACGAUCCUGAAUACCGGAAUGCUUUCCGCGAGAAGCUCAGGGGCUAUCGACAUGCGAUCUACCUAGACUGGGAGCGACAGCUUGACGAGGGUCACUUCGACGAGUUCACCCUCGAGGGCAUUUACAAGAACGAAUCGAAUGGUGCAGGUGGUAUUGUCGAGAGAGAGGAGGGCGAGACCACAGCAGCCAAUGAGGUUCUUGGCGUUGGAGACCUUCUGCCCUGCAAAGGAGGAGACCUACGCGACGAAUCUGCUCUUCAACCGACUCUACUCAUCAAGACAAUCGCACCCACAGUCAAUAGGGUCAAGGUCGAAGAGUUCUGCAAAGAGCAUCUUGGCGAAGGCCCUGGCGGAUUCAAAUGGCUGAGCAUGAGUGAUCCAAAUCCCCUCAAGAAAUGCCAUCGCAUUGGCUGGGUCAUCCUUCAUCCCGGCGAGGAGCAGCCCAUGGCUAUCGAUGAUCGUGGUGAUGGCCGUGUUGAGGAUGGCGAGGAAGGCGCUGUGGAUGAGAAGCCUGAAGGGCCCCAAGGACCUUUGGGAACGGCUCACAAAGCCCUCGAAGCCCUCAACGGCAAGACAGUUGUCGAUGAAGUGCGCGGCAACUUCACGUGCCAUGUCGGGAUUCACGAACCACCGGCAGCGCCCCGAAAGAAAGCACUUUGGGAUCUCUUCUCCGCUCCUGAACGAAUUGAGCGCGACUUGGAACUCGCUCAACGAUUGGUGCAGAAGCUGGACACCGAGCUGAGGGAGAAUCACGAGGACGAGUUUGGCCUGGUCAACGGUAUCUCUAAGAUUCAGCAGCGUGUCACGGACCUCCGGAGCAAGGGCUGGCUCCAACCCCCCGCCAAUGCUCCGUCAGCACCAAAAAAGGAGAGGAACCCAGAGGACAUUGAAGAGGGCGAAGAUGAAGCCAUGGAAGAUGAGGAGGAGGGGGCUUAUGAUGAUGAGGUUGAUGACGAAGAGCUGCUGGCCAAAAAGAAAGAGCUCGAUCUGCUCAUCGAAUAUCUCCGACGCGUCUACAACUUUUGUUUCUUCUGCGUCUUUGAGAGCGAUUCUGUGCACGAACUCAUCCGGAAGUGUGCAGGCGGCCACCUUCGCCGGCCUCGCGCAAGCCUGACAACGGCUGCGAAGGCUACCGCUAGAGCGACUGCUCUCGGGCAGCCCUUCCCAUAUAAGAAGCAAGAGCCUUCAGGAGAGGUCGAGGCUGAAGAAGGUGCUACGGAGGAGAAGAAGCCUCCUAAACUCAGUGGGAAGACACAGCAACAGCUUCAGCGGGCCUUCAACUGGGUCAAGACCUAUGAGGAGAAACUUCUUCAGCUUUUGGAGCCGGAGAACGUCGAUAUUAAGAAGCUCGGCGGUAAAGCGUUGGAAGAAGCUAUGGAAGACGAGCUCGCCAGGUAUGUCAAGCAAGAGGACGAGUCGAAAUGGCGCUGCAAGGUCCCGGAGUGCACGAAGCUCUUUAAAGGCCAACAUUUCUGGCGCAAGCACGUCGAGAAGCGCCACACGGAGUGGUACGAAAAGCUGAAGAACGACCUGCAACUCGUCAAUACCUACGUUAUGGACCCGGCGCACAUAGCCCCUUCUCGCAGCGACGCGAACAGCAACGGCCACUUCCCAAUGGGCAAUCACGUCGCAGCUACCGGUACACCUCGAGGAUUCAACCUUGCUAACAUGAACAUCAACCUUGCAAACGGUGGAAUGAAUGGUCUCAAUCUCCAAGCCAUGUUCAAUCCAGCUAUGGGCAAUUGGGACCCGACCUUUGGUCAUGACGAGCGGCACCAGGCCGGCCCAAUGCGACGUGGCGGACAUCGCUUCAACAAUCGAUCCGGCCCUUACGACAGGCAGCCUCGCGAUGGCCGCAACCGGACCACCGGACGCCUGACGCCUCCUCCCCUACGUGGCGGACGAGCUGGUGGUCCGCGCUUCGGCGAUGGUGGGCCAGGGCCUGUUCAGUCCACCCAAGGCCGCUCCAUCAAGAGCUACGAGGAUCUGGAUGCGGUCGGCACAGGCGGCAACGGGGAGCUCAACUACUGAACACCCGGAGAGAGAGCAUGUAGCGGGGGUACAAGACUGUUUCAUGAGAGUACGGGGAGGCCUCUCACUCACAUGUUCCACAGGGCUUCUUUAUAGGGCAGGUGUUCGGAAGGCUCCUUUCAUUAAUCAUUCG
Trematosphaeria pertusa is the source of this 2814-nucleotide messenger RNA. RefSeq lists its product as uncharacterized. The transcript is spliced from 4 exons. The coding region runs from base 93 to 2681 and encodes 862 amino acids. The record is from RefSeq and is a predicted model, not a curated record. Gene Ontology annotation, biological process: mRNA processing; primary miRNA processing. NCBI's taxonomy places the organism in Eukaryota, Fungi, Ascomycota, Dothideomycetes, Pleosporales, Trematosphaeriaceae. Gene Ontology annotation, cellular component: nuclear body.